GUUUCGUUCCUGGAAACGCAUUCAACAUGAGAGAGAAAGCAACGGGUUUUCGGGCUUGCAGGUACAUUCUAAGUAUAUAUGUAUUAUGUACCGAAGUUUGUUUUAGUUAUUAUAAAUGUUUCACAACGCAUAUGGGUUAUGCUACGUCCACGUUUUUGGAAUGUCGUCGUGCAACGGGUGCCCAUCCAAGAUAACAGAGAACACCCCCUCAACACAUUUUAUUUGUAGUGAUUAUCAGCUGUGCUGGUUACUGCAAUGAAUGUUAACACUAUCCAUCAUCAGGCGACGACCACAGCUUCGGUUGCAGCGCCUCGUAGCUGGAGGGAGUUCUGCGAGUUGCAUGCCAUUGCUGCGGCCCGAGAACUAGCCAACCACUACUGGAACUUUGCCAGGGAGCGGCCAGAGCACGAUGUCGUCCCACCGGACAGCUUCUCCAAGCAGUUCAGUGAGCUGUUCCAGCAGCACUUCCACAGUGAGGUGGCCAAAGAGAUCCCUGCAUCGGCCCCUCCCCCCCUCCCCCCUCCCCCCAUGAUGGGCCGGCUCCGCAUCACCUCCUUCUCCGGGGCACUGGACUACCGAGAGGCGGGCCGGCCUGGCGUGCUGGCCCCAAAGACGGAGCCCGUGACAGGGAGCCGGGAGCAGGGGAACCCCCUCCGAUGCUCGGCAGCCAACCCGGUGCUACGAGCUCGAGCUCCCAUCCGGAGCCGCAGCCAGGAGGAGGUGUCUGUGUCGGAGCGGCGGCCUGCGUCUGAACGGUACACCCCCACCUCGUCCUCCUUCCCCAUUGCUGCUGAAGUCACACACUUCUCCGUCAGCCAGAUCAGGCAAAGCGUGUGGCGUCUCUUUAAGAAGCGCCCGCCGCCCCUUCAGGACCUGCAGCCCAGCAGGCCGGGGGACAGGGGAACGGGUGGGGCUCUGGAGGAAGUGACGGCCUUAUCAUCGUCAGCGCUGACUGGGAACCCCUCCCCCGAGGCCACGCCCUCUGCCUCCAUCCCGUCGACAGCGACCCACUUCCUAGAACGGCUGACUAGCAGGUUUGGCAGUAGGCAGAGUGUGAAGCGCAGGCCGCAGGCUGCGAGCAGCUGCAAGGAAGGCCAGCUGAAGUACCUGGUGGUUGACGACACGAUCUCGGACACACAGCAUCGAUGGCAGCGCUGCCGCCUGCUGGUGAGGAAGAUCAGAGAGGGCCUGGCAGGAGAGAGGUUCCAGCUGGAGCUCUACGACCCCCCCAAGGGCUCCAGUCCUAAACUGACAGCCCGUUGCUCAGACAUCCUGGAGAUCCGCCGCUGCAACUGUCUGGAGAUGCCUGACAACACCAACACAUUUGUUCUAAAGGUUAAUCACUAUCCAGGUAGUCUCAUAUUUGAGACUGACAAUGACCAACAGGUCAGCUCCUGGACAACAGAACUUAAAGAAUGGAUAAAAAACAGGUCUGGAAGCGGAGAUUUGGAACGCCUAACCUACCCUAUGGACAAUGCUGCGACGGCCAACCGGAGAGGGAGCUCCGAGUCAGGGAGUCAGGGCUCUGCAACCUUUGCCCUCUCGGAGCAGGUGUACCAUAAGACUGACCACUUCCUGUGUUUGUACCCCUGGUUCCACGGCCCAAUCUCGCGGGUCAAGGCGGCCCACCUGGUCCAGAACUCGGGCCUGGAGGGCCACGGAGUCUUCCUGGUGAGGCAGAGUGAGACCCGCCGCGGAGACUACGUCCUCACCUUCAACUACCAGGGCAAGGCCAAGCACCUGCGUCUGUCUCUAACAGAGUGUGGUCAGUGUAGGGUGCAGCACCUGCGUUUCCCCUCCGUCAUGGACAUGCUCAGUCACUUCCGCCUCUACCCCAUACCCCUGGAGUGUGUCGCCGCCUGCGACGUCACCCUGUCCAGCUUCGUGGUGGCCAACUCCACCACACAAGGUCAGAUUUCAGCAGCUGUCCUGGUUCCCUUCUCCCUGCACCGCUGGAGCUCCGAGCCCAGCCUGGCCCACAGCCCGCUCCCCUCAGCAGCCCCCUCCCCAGACCCCCUGCCCCAACCCAGGCACCCUCUCCCACGCACUGCGCCCUUCCCAGACCUUCCCACCUCGGGUCCCUUGCGUCGGAGCGAGUCGGUGGGCCGCAGACCCCUGCUGCGUCACCCCAACCCCCACCCACCCCUCCUCACUCAACGGGACUCCGACUACGAACUGGAGCCAGACAGAGGCCGCAAGAGGGCCAUCGACAACCAGUACAUGUUCCUCUAACUGGAGCCAGACAGUGGCCGCAAGCGGGCCAUCGACAACCAGUACAUGUUCCUCUAACUGGAGCCAGACACAGUGGCCGCAAGAGGGCCAUCGACAACCAGUACAUGUUCCUCUAACUGGAGCCAGACAGUGGCCGUAAGCGGGCCAUCGACAACCAGUACAUGUUCCUCUAACUGGAGCCAGACAGUGGCCGCAAGCGGGCCAUCAACAACCAGUACAUGUUCCUCUAACUGGCAGACUCCUGGUCACAGCCGACCCAGUGGUGGCUCUGAGACUCCAAGCGAGCGCAGGACGGACUCAUGAGUGAACGUGUAUGCCAGAAUGGAGGUCUGUCUCGUGGGGUGGGUGUCAGAGUUCCGACCCGAGUGUCCAUUAUGAAUGUAUUUUUAGGAAAGUGUCUGUUCUAUGAUUAUUCUCAUUUUAUGAAGCGGCUGUUGUGGUUGUUCUAAGGGAUGUUGCUACAUGGGAGUGGCGCUGGUGUGGAAGGUCUUCCCUCACUCCCUCUCCCUCCCCCUUCCAUAGGGGUGAAGCAUUAGGCAACACUCCCUCUCCCUCCCCCUUCUAUAGGGGUGAAGCAUUAGGCAACACUCCCUCCCCUCCACACACAAACACACUCCAUUUUAUAGUGUAUUGUAAUGUUCUUUGAUACCCUGUGUAUUAGUGUAUUUCAAAUGCACACAUUGUAUACACAGUGUACUUUUAAAACACUGUGUAUUUUAGUACGCAGACUAUUUUUGUAGAAAAGAUGGUGUUGAAAAAGAAAUAAAAAAAAGCUUAACUGUGA
Molecule: messenger RNA, 3016 nt
Organism: Coregonus clupeaformis (lake whitefish)
Lineage: Eukaryota; Metazoa; Chordata; Actinopteri; Salmoniformes; Salmonidae
Gene: sh2b3
Product: SH2B adaptor protein 3
Exons: 8
Coding region: 256-2232 (658 amino acids)
Biological process (GO): intracellular signal transduction
Cellular component (GO): plasma membrane
Molecular function (GO): transmembrane receptor protein tyrosine kinase adaptor activity
Source: RefSeq, a predicted model, not a curated record